AUGUCACGUGCUGUGGUCAACUCUGCACUGGAAUCCGACGGCAUCACCAUCCGCGUCGCCCACAGACUUUCCCCACCAACCCUGCUAGCUGCCGGGCUCCGAUAUCAAAUACCCGACUACCUGUUGUGCCUGUACCUGAAAACCAUCACCAUGAAGCUCGUCCGGUUUUUGAUGAAAUGCGCCAAUGAGACGGUGACCAUUGAGCUCAAGAAUGGAACCAUCCUCCACGGCACCAUCACAUCCGUUUCCCCUCAGAUGAACACCUCUCUCCGCACCGUCAAGAUGACCCCCAAGGGUCGUGACCCCAUCUCGCUCGACACUAUCAACAUCCGUGGCUCCACCAUCCGCUAUUACAUCCUUCCCGACAGCUUGCCGCUAGACACCCUGCUUGUUGACGACGCUCCCAAGCCCAAGAACAAGGCCCGCAAGGAGGCAGACCGAGGCCGCGGUGGCCGUGGCGGACCCCGAGGCGGUAGGGGCGGCCGUGGUGGUGGCCGCGGCCGCGGCCGUGGGCGUGGAUUCUAA
This is a messenger RNA of Penicillium cinerascens, 525 nucleotides long. RefSeq names its product mRNA splicing protein SMD1. Gene Ontology annotation, molecular function: RNA binding. The transcript has 3 exons. The record is from RefSeq and is a predicted model, not a curated record. Gene Ontology annotation, biological process: spliceosomal snRNP assembly; RNA processing. Gene Ontology annotation, cellular component: pICln-Sm protein complex; U4 snRNP; catalytic step 2 spliceosome. The coding region runs from base 1 to 525 and encodes 174 amino acids. Lineage: Eukaryota; Fungi; Ascomycota; Eurotiomycetes; Eurotiales; Aspergillaceae.